Molecule: messenger RNA, 1662 nt
Organism: Penicillium soppii
Lineage: Eukaryota; Fungi; Ascomycota; Eurotiomycetes; Eurotiales; Aspergillaceae
Product: putative MFS transporter
Exons: 7
Coding region: 1-1662 (553 amino acids)
Biological process (GO): transmembrane transport
Molecular function (GO): transmembrane transporter activity
Source: RefSeq, a predicted model, not a curated record
AUGGGUCUUGGAGUUUUGGAAGACAAGAAACUGGCCCAUGUGCCAGCCACAGGCACAUCCGACAUCUACGAGACUAACAACCAACCCCCUAACUUGAAAUGCGACUCGACAGGAACACAAUCAAUAAUUCUAGUCCCACAGCCCAGCAACGAUCCCAAUGACCCAUUGAAUUGGCCAUUAUGGCGCCGCGAUCUCAUCCUCGCCAUCAUCUCCUUCGUCACAGUCCUCUGCACAACCCUCUCGUCCAUCCUGGCCGCAAACACAGUCACCAUCGCUGACUAUGAGGAAAUCACUUUCACCGCUGCCGCCUUGCUCACCGGAUACCAUCUUUGCGGCGUUGGCGUCGCGGGUAUUUUGAUCGUGCCGACAGCUCGAGUCUGGGGAAAACGCCAUCUAUUUUUGCUCGGCCAUGUCUUGAUGAUUGUUAGCUGUAUUUGGGCUGGGGCUAGCGGGAAGAAUAAUAAUAGUUUGCUGUGGGCAAGAAUCUUUCAGGGUGUUGCGUUGGCACCUUUUGAGGCGCUGGUUAAUGCUUGCGUAGGGGAUCUUUAUUUUGUUCAUGAACGAGGCAAACGAAUGGCCGUUUCCAAUGUCGCGCUGUUCGGCGCUGCCUUUUUGACUCCUGUUGUCGUGGGCAAGAUCACUAAGACGAUGGGAUGGCAAUGGUCAUUUUACUUUGUUGCCAUUUUUCUCGGCGCUUCGCUGCCCCUGAUGUUCUUCUUUGUGCCUGAGACUGCAUUCCGCCGCCCGGAGCAUUUGAAUACGGAUUUCAAACGCAGCGGUGGUCAGGGCGAGUCGGCAGAGUCUCAUGUAUCCCUUAGCGGGGCAUCGAAUGAUGAGACGAAGGAAUUACGACCUAGCUCCAAUGGCGUCAGCCUUGAAGCGGUGAUGCCAGUCCCCGAGAAGGACUCGUUCAUCAAAUCGCUCAGGCUGUUCAACGGCCGAAAGACGGAUGAGAACUUCUUCAAGUUACUCCUUCGUCCGUUCCCGUUGUUUUUACAUCCGGGCAUUCUCUGGGCUUGCCUUAUUCAAGGGGUUGUUAUCGGCUGGGCUGUGUUUGUAGGUGUCGUUCUAGCAAUUGUAUUCCUCGGACCCCCCAUGUGGUUCGAUGAAGACAAGACCGGGUAUAUGUACACGGGCGCGUUCAUCGGCUCCAUAGUGGGUCUGGUCCUGUCCGGCCUACUUUCCGACUCCAUGAACAAAUUGAUGAUCCGACUGAACCACGGCAGAUAUGAGCCAGAAUUCCGUAUCUUGUUGGUGAUCUUUCAGCUCAUCUUUUGUGGGAUCGGACUGUAUGGGUUCGGGUGGACGGCGAACGAUGUCAUGCGCUAUGACUGGUUACUGCCGGAUGUCUUUUUCGCAUUCUUGAUUGUCGGUAUGGUGAUGGGUGCCGUUGCUGCGUCGCUUUACAUUGUGGACGCUCAUCGUGAGAUGGCCGUCGAGGCAUUUACUUGCAUGCUCGUUUUCAAGAACAUGUUCAGUUUUGUCUUGACAUUCUAUGCUUACAACUGGUUUGCCCACGGGGGUAUCAAACAUACCAUGGUUGUAAUUGGUAGUAUUCAAGUGGGCAUCUGUCUACUGAGUAUCCCCAUGUAUAUCUUCGGGAAAUGGAACCGAUCGUUCUUUGCACGUCAUGACAUCCUCGAGAUACUUCGUCUCCGCUAA